AUGCCUCCCAAAAAGAGACCUCGCGGUGACUGCCCUCCAACCUCGACCAUUAUGAGCCCUGAAACGCGACAAAUUGAUCCCGACGGAGAUGUCGUCCUGUACACACCAGGCCAUCAGUUUUCCAAUUAUACAAACUCUGGCGAUGAUGCAUCUUUCCUUGUCUCAUCAAAGCAUCUCAAAUUAGCUUCGCCAUAUUUCAAGUCUUUGUUGACCGAACGUUGGCCCGAAGGAAGGGCCUUAGCAGCCGGGAUGACGGAAAUCCCCGUUGUGGACUGCAAGCCGGAUACACUCCUUAUAAUCCUGUACCUCAUUCAUGUUCGGACAUUAUCUCCCUCUCUACAAGAGAUUCUUGAUGUCUCCGUGGCCACAGAUUACUUUCAAUGCCAUGAAGUUGUCGAACUAAGCGCUAUGAGAUGGAUGGAGAAUCUCAAGCCAACUAUCCCAUCCCAGCUGUCAGAGGAGACUACAAAAUGGAUCGCUAUUUCAUGGAUUUUCAAAGUUGAUGAUAUCCUGGAGCGCACUACCAAAACUGCCAUGGAGAAAGGAAUAGGCCCCUUCAAGACCCAAAAUCUAUCAAUUCCGGCAUUUAUCAGAGAGUCACACGUUGAGAAUUUAUCGAUGACUGCGAGUUAUUGCCACCCGAAAUGUGAUGCAGAGUGUUUGGGCCUCCUUCUCAAACAACUAAAAGCCCACAGAUUAACUUUUCGGCUGCUUCAUCUCACGUUACCUGACUCAACAUUAAUCCCAUUCCAGGGCAUAAGCCCUUCUGGUAUCAGCGCAAUGGUCGUGGACUUCAAUCAGGACAUUCAGUGCGAAGGUUUUUCAAAGCGUACCUGCAUUCACAGCUUCAGUCCUUGGGGCAAUGAUGCUAUGAAGCAUGCAAAGAAUCUACACAACUACUUGCAAGGUUUCAAGUCAUCUGAAUCACCAACACUCUCCAUCACCAUGGAAUCUUGA
Molecule: messenger RNA, 957 nt
Organism: Penicillium soppii
Lineage: Eukaryota; Fungi; Ascomycota; Eurotiomycetes; Eurotiales; Aspergillaceae
Product: BTB/POZ domain-containing protein
Exons: 3
Coding region: 1-957 (318 amino acids)
Molecular function (GO): protein binding
Source: RefSeq, a predicted model, not a curated record